CCCAGAGGCGCGCAGACACAGCCGGGAGCACGGCGCUGGAGGGUCCUGCGCUGGGGCGGGAGGAAGAGGAGGAAGGAGAGGAGGAGGAGGAGGAGGAGGAGAAAGGAGAAGAGGAGGAGGAAAAGGAAGGCAACCAGGCAACCGCGAGGGGAGGAGGAACUGGCUGGCAAUGGCUGCUGUGGAGGCCGCCUUCCCCCCUGCCAACCUCACCGCCGUCAACCAGAGCGGCUGCGACGUGCACAACCACCAGGUCUCGGCCAAAGUCACCUUCUCGCUCUUCUACACCGCCCUGCUGGUGUUCGGCGCCUGCGGGAACAUCCUGGCCCUCUGCAUCACCUUCCAGCGCAGGAAGAAGAAGCUCAACUCCACCGACCUCUACCUGGUCAACCUGGCCCUGUCGGACGCCCUCUUCACGCUGGCGCUGCCGGGCAGGAUCGCCUACUACGUGCUGGAGUUCAACUGGCCCUUCGGGGACUGGUUCUGCCGGGCCACCGCCUUCAUUUUCUACAUGAACACCUACGUGGGCAUCUACUUCAUGACCUGCGUCAGCGUGGACCGCUACAUCGCCGUGGUGCGCAGCAGGCACCCCGGCAGGCUGCGGAGGAUGAGCCGCGCCAGGGCCGUCUGCGUCCUCAUCUGGUUCCUGGUGUUCCUGCAGACGGCGCCGCUGCUGCUGCGGCCCAUGACGCGGCGGAUGGGGGACAGGCUGACCUGCAUGGAGUACUUCAACUUCGAGGAGGUCCCCAAGCUGCCCUACCUGCUGCUGGCCGCCUGCGUGCUCGGCUUCUUCCUGCCCGUGGGCAUCAUCCUGGUGUGCUACGUGCGGAUCAACCUCAAGCUCUGCCAGACCGCCAAGGAGAACCCGCUGACGGUCAAGAACGGGCACCACCGCCGGGCCUUCACCGUCAUCCUGGUGGUGCUGCUGGCCGUCCUGCUCUGCUUCAGCCCCUACCACCUCAACAUCGUCCAGUUCAUGGUCAGGAAGAUCCUCUACCAGCCGUCCUGCCGCGAGCAGCAAGCCUUCAAGAUGUCCCUGCAGGUCACCGUGGCCUUCAUGAACCUCAACUGCUGCAUUGACCCCAUCAUCUACUUCUUCGCCUUCCGGGGCUACAAGCGGAGGCUGCUGCGCAUCUUCAGGAACAGCGGCUCCAUGGCCACCUCCUCCACCGCCAAGACCCCCUCCGAGAGCAACAGCAACAGCCAGCCCCAGGGCUCCAGCUCCGUCUAGAGGCACGGCCCCUCCUUUUCUCUCCGGCCGGCAGCGUACAGACCGUGCCCCGCAGCAGGACCCGCCCUGGCCGAGCCCCACCAGCUCUGCGGGGCACGAGGCCACCAACCCCACCUGCGGCUGCUGGCCUGGAGCAGAAGGGCCCCGUUCCCACCUCCGCCCCAGAGCACGCAGCCCGUGGUGGCCACGGGCAAUGCGCCCGUCCCUGCUUUUCUGCGUCGCUCUGUGGUGGGUGUGCUCCGGGGAGGGGGUGCAGGGUCCCUCGCAGCACUCUCCAGGAAACCUUCACCCCCGUGCUCCCCGCAGCCUGACGGGAACGGGGGAACGGGGCCUGGAGGUGGCCUCACGGGGCCUUCCCUUGGACCUGAGGGCCCUGCAGGCUGGCCAAGAGGGGUGCAUGAAGUAGCUGAGGUUGGGAAGCGUCUCCAGCGGGAUCUUCCCGGUCACCUGGGCCCUACUCAGAGCAGGUGGGACUGCAGGGCUGGCCUGAAGGCAGCCUGUGCCUGUAGGGCACGCCACAACGGCCGAGGAAGAGCUGGCGUGCAGAAAUUGAGGAGUAGCAGUGGUCUGAACGCUGCCAGGGAGCCUGGUGAAGGCCACCAGUCCAGCAGCCUGCUUGGAGCACCACCACCUCGAGCUCCAGGCCCGUGGUGCUAGACAUCAUCCCUGCCACCAAGGACGGACUUCUGAGGACACCAGGCUGGGGACAGCAGGACACAGAAGGGACGGGGAGGGAAGGGCUCGUUUGAUGGAGAAAGGAGGUGUUUGAUGGCCCGUGUCACCUGAACACGCUCUCCAAUCCGUGCAUGCUCCCCAGCUGCUGGUGCAGGAGCGUGAGCAGGGGGCAUUUCCCCAAAACCGUGUGUUCAUUGAAGAGAAAUGGGCGCAGCAGCGCACGUUCUCCACUCUUCAUUCAUCCCCCGACCCGAACUCCUCGCAGGAUGGCCCCCGGCGCCCUGCACGUUUCCUGCGGCUCCGCCUCGCGAGCGGCCUCGAUGAGAACAUCUCUCAUCCCUCCCCUUAUCAGCUCCUAUCGCUAACUGCACCGCUGCUGCCGCUGCUGCUCCCUUCCUGGCGUUCUCCCCGCUGCACAGGCGGCUGCAAUCAGCGCCGCGCUGCUGCCAUCAGAUGUGGGAUUCCUGCAGAGGAGCGCGAGCAGACACCUGUGCAGGGGCCAGAUAACAUCUGGGGAGCGGCGACCGCAGCUGGCGGGCAGGGAGCUGUUGUCGCUGCAGGGACGGGGACACCGCGGCCGCGCCCCGGCAGCGCAUCCUCUGCAACGCUGGGGCUCGCCGAAAGAGGGAGAGCCGAGACCUCGUCCAGGGCGAGCGGUAUUAAUAUUUCUGUAUUCAUAUUCUGAAGUCACCUGGAGCUGCUCCUGCUCAUCGCACGCUGUGCCAGAGUCUGCUUGAUGUAAUAAAUGCGGUGGUUGGGAAGGCUGGGGCAGCUGUGCAGCCUUCAUCAGCAUCACGGAUGGUUUUCCAAGCACAGUUCCUGCUGCGCCGUCUCGAUCCAGCCCAGGCUGCAGCCUUGUGACCUGGAGAGAAGGGAAAGUUGCUGGGUUUAUCCCGAGGCAGGGAGCACGCUCAUUUUGUGGUCGCAUGGCAGUGGUGGAUCUGCGCGGAGCUGUGCAGCCGGCAGGCCUACGUGAUGCAAAGUGAAAUUCCCUUUGUGUGCUGUGAGCCUGGCGGUUCAAAACCCCUCGUGAGUCAAAAUCCUCGCUGUGCCUGCUGGUGUGCCGUCCCUCUGCCCCAUCUCCGCAGGCCUCUCCUUCCUCCCCGGUGCGCUCCAUGUUGCUUCUGAACCCAUUGCUGAACCCUCUCCUUCCUCUCAGCUCCCCCUCUCCUUCGCUGAGCUCAGAAGCCCUUUACAGUCUCUGCUUAUUUCUGUUAAAGGCCAAAUCCUGCCUUCAGUUCAGCCACGAUCCCCGAAUUCUCCUCCUACUUCCGAAGCACCAAUAUUGCUGCUUUCUCCAACGCUGCCACUCAGGCUUGGCUACAGCCUCCUUAAAACAAGCGCAAGCCCCAAAAACUUCCAGUUUCCUCUUGGAAAGUCCUUUGCAAACAAUCACAUGCCAGCUGCUGGACGGCCACCUUGUGGAGAUUUCCACCACCUGCACCCACUCUCCAGGUCACCGCCGUCUGCUUCGUGCCCUGUGCUUGCACUGGAAGCUCUCGGUAGCGCGUAAGCUCUUUGAAUGUCCAUGAAAGGCUGUGUGUGCUUCCCCAAAGCGUCCUUUUGUAGGGCGGGAGGAGUGUAAUCCUCCUGAAAGUUAAAGCAAGCACAGCAUGCUCUGCAUAAGCACGUUUACCUGGAUAAUAAAACAGGCUCAUGCGUCUGCACAUAAACACA
Messenger RNA from Anas platyrhynchos (mallard), 3580 nucleotides. Its product is annotated as G-protein coupled receptor 183-like. The record is from RefSeq and is a predicted model, not a curated record. Gene Ontology annotation, molecular function: G protein-coupled receptor activity; oxysterol binding. Gene Ontology annotation, cellular component: membrane. Gene Ontology annotation, biological process: G protein-coupled receptor signaling pathway. Lineage: Eukaryota; Metazoa; Chordata; Aves; Anseriformes; Anatidae.